Messenger RNA from Impatiens glandulifera, 2503 nucleotides. RefSeq names its product probable ubiquitin-conjugating enzyme E2 25. The coding region runs from base 181 to 2253 and encodes 690 amino acids. The transcript has 9 exons. Lineage: Eukaryota; Viridiplantae; Streptophyta; Magnoliopsida; Ericales; Balsaminaceae. Gene Ontology annotation, molecular function: ubiquitin conjugating enzyme activity. The record is from RefSeq and is a predicted model, not a curated record.
AAAACUCGUCUUAUUUUUAGUACAAGAAGAUCUUUUCGUGGACGAUAGCAAAAUUAUUUUAGGACCCUUUUUUUAUAAUUGAUUGAUUGAUUCAUUCAUUCAUUCAUUGAUUAAAUUCAUGAUCCAAGUAAAACCCUAACCCAUUUCUUCUUUCUCUCUCUCUCAAACCUCUUAUCGCUCAUGGAAUCGCAACCUAUGCCUGGUCAUAUACCUCAAAACUACAACAAGGAGCGGCUUUUCUUAAGUGGGUCAUCUUCGUAUGCGGUUGAAGAAAUCGAGGAAAUCCCUCCUCCUGCUUGUUGGGUUUCGAAUUCAAGGAAGAAGAUGACUGAGCCUGAACUAAUUUGUAUCGAUUUGGAUGAUGAUGAUGAUGAUGAUGGUUCUGCUGAUGUUGUGCUUAUUAAUGGAAUAACUGAUAGGAAGAACAAGGGGAAGGCUCAUAUAGUGGAUGUUUCUGAUCGACACAAUUCGUUGAAAUCUAGGUCUGGAAGUUGGAUUCCUUGUAAUACAGUGACGAGUUCUGAUUCGGAAACACACAGUGAAAGUAACGAUAGCGAUGAUAUAUAUUGCUGGGAGGAUGAUCAUGUUAUGGCAUCUAAGAAUGAGGAUAAACUUGCUCUAUUUCAAGCACGUCUAGAUAGUAUGGAUAUUCCUGCUGGAGUUGAGGCUUCUAUUCCUUGGUUUCCUGAUUAUGAACAGAACAUACAUGUGCAAUCUACCAGUCUUGGUCUGAACAGUUCAAUGGGUGCAGCACAGUCUAGCAGUGCUGUUCCUAUGGCUAUGUUAGAUAAUGAAUUUCUAUCGUUACCUGUGAAAAACAAGGGAAGUUCUUACGCAGUAGGCAGUUCAAAGCUGAAAACUUACAAAGAAUGGAAAUUGGGAAUAAUGUUUCUAUUUUCUGAUGAUGCAGCUAAGACCAUUUCAAAGGAUAUUCAUGGAGAUGGGAAGUCUCACUUCAAAUUAUACCCGCCUAAUCCUUAUGGUUUUCAUAUGGGCAGUGGACUCUUGCAUCAACUACCAUCUUAUAAUUAUUCUGUACCUGUUUCCUUCUCAUCAGUCUUUGUGUCAAAUCCUCCUCCCCCUCCUGGAAAUUUUAUUCCCGUUUGGGGGGAUUACUCCCCAUUUGGACAUGAUCAAUUUAACGUUUCAAAUGAUGCGGCAUAUACUAAUGGAUAUAAUCUUGUGAAUAAUAUUCCUGAGAUGUCUAUGUAUUCUACUGGAGUUGUCCAUGAGGAACCUGCAGGAUCUAUGCCAGCUGUUUCUCUUCCUAUAAACUCUAGCACUGAGGAGAUCUUGAGGAAGCACCAAGAAUUCAAGAGAUUCGACACAGUUGAGGACCACUCAGAUCAUCAUUUUGCUAAUCGUACUUCAAUGAGGCAGCCAUCAAAAACAUGGGCAAAGAAAAUACAGGAUGAGUGGAGAGUCUUGGAGAAGGACUUGCCAGACACCAUAUUUGUUCGGGUCUACGAAUCCAGAAUGGACCUUUUGAGAGCUGUUAUUAUAGGAGCAGAGGGUACUCCUUACCAUGACGGACUCUUCUUCUUUGAUGUGUACUUCCCUGCUGACUAUCCUAAUCUUCCACCUCAUGUCCACUAUCACUCUGGAGGUCUUCGAAUUAACCCUAAUUUGUAUAACUGUGGAAAAGUAUGCCUGAGUCUUCUUAACACUUGGAGUGGCAGAGGAAAUGAGAAAUGGGUCCCGGGGAUAUCAACCAUGUUACAAGUUCUAGUUUCUAUUCAGGCAUUGGUUCUUAAUGCAAAACCCUACUUUAAUGAGCCAGGAUAUGCUGGGUCAGAGGGGACAUCUGGAGGUGAAAAGCAAUCACGGAAUUAUAACGAUAAUGCAUUUAAUCUUUCUCUCAAAACGAUUUUGUACACAAUGAGGCGACCGGCAAAGUAUUUUGAAGACUUGAUUAUUGGCCAUUUCUAUAAUCGUGGUCAAGAUAUACUUGCGGCCUGUCAAGCUUAUAAGAAUGGAGCUCAGGUUGGAAGCUUUACCAAGAAUCAAUCUUCUGAUGUUACUAGCCAUGGUCAAAACAAGAUCAACAGCUCAGCUUCUUUCAAGAACGGUUUGACUGCAUUAACCUCUCAGCUUGUGCAAGCAUUUACCCAAAUUGGUCUAAAAGAUUGCGAGAAGUUCCUUAAUGCUCCUCCUACUAUUGCCGUUACUGCAGAAAAUGGAAAUAAACUGAUGUCCCAUGCAAUAGCUGCCACAGUGCCUAAGAAGAAGCAACGAAUGGCGGCUAUGAGGUAGUAGUUGGUUGGUUUUCAUUUUUUUGGUCGAAUUAGGUGAACUAAAUUGGCUGAGUUACUUCACAUGAUCUAAUAAGAGGGUUUAAAGAGUGAGUAUAUAUAUUGAAUCAAAAUGCACUAGGAGUUGGUUCUUAUGUCUGCCUCUUCUUCUUUUUCUUCUUCUUUUAUGAUUGUGGAUUUUUCUAGACUUGAAUUUUGGGUAUCUAACUUUGAUGGAUGGAUUAUAAACAUAUUCUUGGUUUAUUGACUAA